Molecule: messenger RNA, 885 nt
Organism: Danio aesculapii
Lineage: Eukaryota; Metazoa; Chordata; Actinopteri; Cypriniformes; Danionidae
Product: CD166 antigen-like
Exons: 4
Coding region: 1-885 (294 amino acids)
Biological process (GO): cell surface receptor signaling pathway
Molecular function (GO): transmembrane signaling receptor activity
Source: RefSeq, a predicted model, not a curated record
AUGGGGUAUAAUUCUUCAGUUCGUGUAACAGAGAGACCUAAAGCUUUUCUGACUGUUCAGCCUGAACCAUCACAGAUAUCAGGAGGAGAAUCUGUCACUCUUAAAUGUGACAUACAGGGUGAAGACUGGACAUACUCAUUCAUCUGUGGAGGUAUAGAGCACAAGCCUGAAAGGAAAGAGUUCAAGAUCACUGUAGAUUCCAUGCAGACAUGCAAGUGUUUAGGCUGGAGGCGAUCAGGUUCUUCUGAAUGGAGUGAUGAAGUGACUCUGACUGUGUCGGGUAUUAAAGACAAACCGAAAAUAAGAAUAAAGCCACAGAAUUCAGUGUUCACUGGCGACACAGUUACUCUCAGCUGUGAUGCUGGACGAACAACUGAACAGAGGAUUUUAUAUUACAAAGACUCUACCAUAAUAGGAGCUGACAAUGAUACUAAAACACUGACAGAUGUGAAGAUUUCUGAUGGAGGAAACUUCAAGUGUGCUGUAAUAGCAGCAAAUACUGCCUCAACACAAGGUCCAGAAGUCCAGUUAAUAGUCACAGAGAGACCCAAAGCUUUAUUGCGUGUUCAGCCUAAUGGAGGUGUUUUCAAAGGACAGACGGUCACUUUCACAUGUCACAUACCGGAUUCAGACGUCACUCGCUGGAGCUACAGCUGGAAUAAAGACGAUUCAGUGAUUCAGGACAGAGAAUCUCAGGAAUACAAAAUCAGCUCUGUUGAUGAAACUCACGCAGGUCUUUACGGCUGCAGAGGAAGGGAAACUGGAGGAUCACGACACACACACACCAGCGAUCAACACACACUGACUGUAUCAGGUGAGAGCGUUCAUCUUCAAACAACACUCAACCUCACAAUUCACAACCAUUUUCAACUAAGUCAAGAAUAA